This is a messenger RNA of Nezara viridula (southern green stink bug), 3576 nucleotides long. The record is from the annotation of a GenBank genome assembly. Lineage: Eukaryota; Metazoa; Arthropoda; Insecta; Hemiptera; Pentatomidae.
CAGAGAUGCUCGAGCGCGACGUGGUUCUAGGGCGAGGAGUGGGGGGUGGCUCAUGGACCCCCGAGCAUUCAGUACUCGACAUGCUCGCGAUCAAGACGGAGCAUUUGAGCUCAGCAGCUCCGGAGGCCGCACGCGACUCCAGCGUACUGUUCAGGUCCGGCUGCAUGUUCCUGGAGGCCGUCGCUGGAACCAUCGCUUCCAGGUGUCCUCCGCUGUGCUGUGUCGUCUGUCAGUGGAUCCCGCGCAGUCCUGUCACCCUCUCCUGCGGCUACACCGGCUGCAAGAGGUGUCUGGGCCAGAGCUGUCCUCACUGUGGUGCCGUCGUACCCCCGGGGGUAGAGCAGAACGUCUUGGUCAAAGCGGCCACCGAGAAGUGGUGGCCGAAGGAGUUGGAGGCCGAACGACUCAGAGAGCAGGGGGUUGCUCUGGCUCAGGAUGACCUCUUGGAAGAGGCCAUUGCGGUCUUCGAUGCAGCUGUCAACUUAUGUGGUGAGGAUCAUCUGUUGCUUGAGGCCAGGUCUGAAGUCCUCCACAAGCUCAACAGGUUAGAACUUUCUUUAGAAGAUGCUACAAAAGCAACAAGGAUGAGGCCAUUUUGGUCUAAGGGUUACUAUAGGAAAGGAGUUGUUUUAACUAGUCUUGGGCAAUACGAAGAUGCCUUUGUUUCUUUUGCCUUGUGUGCAGCUUUAGAAAAGAACUGUGAUAGAGUUAAACAUGAAUUUAUAAAGAUUCUUCAAAAACUUGUUUCCCCAACAUCAAAAAGAGUUCCUGUUUCACCAUGGUGGUCUUCUAACUAUAUUACACCUUUAGAACCCAAUGCCAAAACUGGAGAGGAUGAUAUUAUUGAAAGCUUUAAUAGAACAGUGAUUUCAAAUUUUCCAUUGUUCGAAAGCAGAAAACUCAAUCUACUUCUUGAUAGAAUUUUACAAGAAAUCGAAAAUACAAAAAAAAUUGAAUUUUUCGGAAGAGAAAUGCUUCAAAACAGAGACGAUGUAAUAGACCCAGAAGAUUUCGAAUGCGUCCUCUGCUGUAGAACUCUGUGGAGACCGGUGACAACACCUUGCGGUCACACAUAUUGUGCUGUAUGUUUAGAUAGAUCUCUGGACUACAGCCCAAAUUGUCCACUGUGUAUGACUUCGUUAUCGCAGUAUGUUGGGAGCAGUGAAAGGCAAGUAACAGUUUUCCUUGAAGUGGCUCUGUCUAUCGGACUUCCAGCGGAAUAUCAUUGCAGGCUGUCGAGUCACAGAGCUGAAUUAGCUGCUCUUUCAAGUGUUCCAGAAAUUCCAGUUUUUGUUUGCACAACAGCUUAUCCAACCGUAUCUUGCCCUCUGUAUGUGUUCGAGCCACGGUAUCGAUUGAUGAUCCGUAGGUGUGUCGAAAGUGGAUCGAGACAGUUUGGAAUGGCUGCAUACACCCAUCAACCUAGUGGUGCAAAAAGAUAUGCAGAAUAUGGGACGAUUCUUGAAAUCAAGGACUGGGUAUUGCUCAAUGAUGGUUGUUCCAUUCUCAGUUGUGUCGGCGUGAGAAGAUUCCGUGUGAUAUCGCGGAGUGAACGAGAUGGCUACGACACUGCUCAAGUUCAAUUCAUCCAAGAUGAUCCAAUUUCGUGUCACUCUCUUCAAGAAGUAAAAGAACUCCAUGAUCGCGUACGGAAAAGAGGCUUCAGAUGGUUCCAGAGAAUGUCUCAAGAUAUGCAAAGGAAAAUCGUUGGAACAUUUGGUGAAAUGCCGGAAGUUGAAGAUAACUGGCACAGUUUAGAAAAUGGCCCAGCAUGGGCUUGGUGGUUGGUAGCGAUACUCCCUCUUGGACAUCAUCUACAGGUCGGUAUUCUCAAGACUACGUGCUUUUCGAAAAGGUUAAGAGCUAUUGAGAAGACGUUAAAACAUUUCGAAGAAGGUCCCGAGAGUAGAGACAGACUGCGAAAUGCCAACAUGGAAUCUUUAAAAAACACUGCAAACAACUACCAGGUGCGGCGUACGUGACGUUGCCAGAAAGAAUUGAAAAGUCGUAUGUGAAUCCUGUUACAAUAUCAACGGGAACACAUCCAUUUCAUUUCUCGUGAAAUGUAGUUGCAAUUAUAAUCCAACAAGUAGCAGAAGAAGCUCUGCUCAUUUUCUACGAUCUCCUAAAGAUGAAAAUAAGAAAACUCGAGUCAGAGGAAAUGUGGCAAAAUAUUUCCAAUGUUGGCGAAGGCUAUAAUAAUAAUUGAUUUGAGGUAGUGUUCAAUUAGCAAUAAGUACAUGGUAAUUAAUGUACACAGAAUUUCAGAAGAUAUUAAAGCUACAAAAAGUACAUAUCUUUUCAUUCUCAUAUUCUUUAUAUUAUUUUUUAUAAAAAAAUAUAUAAAACACUAAUUGAAAAUUAAACAAUUGAGGAAAUAAUGCUUGUAAUAUAUUUGCGUGUUUGUUUGUGUGUUGUUCGCGUGGUAGGUUACUACCAUAUUUAUUUUUUAUUUAUUAUUGUAACUAUUUAUUUCUAGAGUAGUCAGAAACUUAGAAUGAUUUUUUUUUUUUGUGUUAAACAACUAUUUAUAUAUUUUUACUUCUAUUAUCCUAUUGUUUUUUGGAUCCUAGACAGAUGCACAAUCAUUAGACAUGGUGCUAUGCCGUAUUGGAACUAGGAAAUGUAGAUCAUAGAUGUAGACAGUGUAUACUACUCUUGAUUGUAUAUAGAAUAUUUAUAACUCAUUGAGACAAAUUGAAUCAAAUUGCAAAUCAUAUCUGGUGUUUACUAUUCGAUUACUAUUACAUUUUUCAUUUGUAAAUGAUACAGAAGACUUUCUGACAUCACCUGAGUAAUCACUUUUGUUAUGAGUUUUCAUACGAUAUGAAAAUGAUUGGCUGUGACUAAAUUUAUAUUAAUAUUCUAACUUUAGGUUUAAAAAAUGGAUUAGUUUUAAUGUAGCAUUCAAACUCUAGGUUAAUCUACCAAAUAUUUAUAUUUUAUAUAUAAAAAGAACAAAAAAAAUGAGAAAAAAAUUAUAGUUACUUGGCCAUAAAUUAAUUUUGCAUAAACACUCCUUGUCAAAUGUACAAAAAUAUUGCCAUAAAAUGACAACCUGUACAUUUUUGUGUGUUAUAUGACCAAUAAUAAACCAUUUUUCCCUUUUCAUGUUUGUGUAUUUUUUUAUAUACUAACCUGCAUUUUUAUGUAACAUGUGUAAGUUUUUAAUGCUUAAUUUUGUCUUGGCAAUGCUGCCACAACAUCUCUCACUGACCAUGGCGACUACUCGAUACUUAUUGCUUUUGUUUGUGAUUAUUUUCUUGUGAUUUGUCUGUCGGCUGGAUAUAACUAUUAAUAUUCUUGUAUUUUGUCUUAAUUGUAAUUCCUUGUGAUAUAUUUAGAGUUUAAAAAAAAACAAAAGUAAAUAAAAUGGCAUGGCCGGAUUAAUGACUUGAAGUGAUACUAAAACAUCAUUAGAACAGCCAGUAAAAUAACAUUAUAUUUUAUAUUUUUAUAAUGAAUCAAACCAAAUACUCCAUUGUUUAUAUAUCUAUUACUUAUAGAAUAUAUGUAAUUAUAUAUUAUAUUAAAGCAAUAGAGGGUUUUAUGAAGUUUAUUUUAUUUUUUUCUUCA